AUGGCCCUGAAAUGCAAACUAGGCUUCCCAGGACCAGGACUCUGGGGUCCACCCUGGGCCAUCGCCGGGCACCGUCGGCCAAGUCUCAUCAGAGACACCACCGCACACCUCCCAGAUCCUUCCAGCAGGACUCGCGGUCGGGUGGGGACGUGGUCCCAGUCCCUGCAUCUUGCAGGACUGAGCCUCAAAGCCUGUCGCCCUCCCCCCUCUCACAGCGUGGCUGUUCUUCUCUUGUGCCAAGUGUGGCUGUCCCCAGUGGUGCAGUCACAAAGCCUUGAGGACAGUGAAAACAGAGGACAGCUGGGCGCUCGGCUGUUCCUCUCUAGGUUUCACCACUGUUUAAGUAAAAUCAAGAAAAUGCGUGUUUUACCCAGAGCUAAGAGACUGUCUCUGUCUGAGGCCCCCAGCAUUGUUAAGACGAGCACUUCUGAUUAA
This is a messenger RNA of Rangifer tarandus platyrhynchus (Svalbard reindeer), 435 nucleotides long. Lineage: Eukaryota; Metazoa; Chordata; Mammalia; Artiodactyla; Cervidae. The record is from the annotation of a GenBank genome assembly.